Owenia fusiformis is the source of this 2754-nucleotide messenger RNA. The record is from the annotation of a GenBank genome assembly. NCBI's taxonomy places the organism in Eukaryota, Metazoa, Annelida, Polychaeta, Sabellida, Oweniidae.
UACUCAUUACGCAUGCGCAACACACCCUUUAAAAAUGACUGAAAAUAUUUGUCCUGAGAAUGGGAUUUUCCCAGGCUCCGUACUACCAGUUACCAUUGAAUCUGCGCUUCCAGAUGUUAUAGUAUGCUGUCUGAAACAUGGUAGUAAAUCAUACCGAGGCAUUCUAUUGGAUAUGAACAAAGGGUCUAUGCCAUACGGAGUCAACGUCGCAGCUUUUAAAGGUCACAAUUGGAAUAGUCAGCAAAACACCGUAACUGUGGAACCUGAACAACCAAAGGAAAGUGAUAUCUAUAAAGAAGGUGCUAUAAAAACAGAAACAACAGGACUUGCAGAGAAAACUCAGCUAUCAGCCUUAAGUUUACGUGAAACUUAUAAUCAAGAUACUGAAAUUGAACAACAGAAUUUUGAUAAAAAUGUAUCGAAAAGCAUAACUCGUAGGUUAUGUGACAAACGUAUCAGGAAUAUGAGGUUGAGACCACGUCAGGUACUUUGCUCCAAUUGUAAAAAGGCCUGCGGGGAUACUAAAUCAAAAAAGCAUCACCAACAAAACAACUCACAUUCUAAAUCUAGUACUUAUAAGACUCAGGACAAUAUGCAUUCUAGCCACAAAUUAGAGAAUAAGAAACGUAAAAUAGAGAUUAUCGAUAAAAAUGACAGACAGCGCAAAAUGAAAAAAAUUAGUGCAGGUGCCGGCGGUGGAAGCCCUGUUUUGAAGAUAUCCCUUGGUAGGGGUGAUGUCAUAGAAAUACCACGUAAUUUGCCAAAUGUUGCCUUAGAUAGUGCUGAAUUUACAAAAGAAGAAUCAAAGUUGAAUAUGCCUAAUGGUAGACAGAAGUCACAGAGACACAAAGAAAGACAGAGAUUGAGACGAAAAGGCAAAGAGAAAUCUCAUAUGAAAAACAAAUCUCAUGAUUUUCAGGAAAAUGUGAGUCCACCAUGUGAGAGUUUCCAACAAGACAGCAUGGACAUAAUAGCGAUCGAUGGAAAGAUACCUCAAAUUAAUUUGGAUAAUGAUAUGUUUGAUAAAAAACAAUAUGUUGGGGAAAGUAAUUCACCAAGUAAUCCUGACAAUGCUUCUAUAGAUACAAAUGACCAUAACCUUACCAAGCCAAAAACUGAGAAAGUUAACAGUAAAAAAUCACCUGAAAUUUUACCAUUGCAAUCAGUUGAUGAAACUGACCUUGAAACGGGUGACUUCAGAAAUGUAUUAAAGUGUGUCACACCUGAAGGUCGUGUGGUGAAUAUAGGAGAUAUAAUUUGGGGGAAGAUAACAGGCUUCCCUUGGUGGCCAGGUCGCGUCAUUAACAUCACAAUACGCAAUCAACAAUCUGGAUAUCUGAUAUCGCAACUUGCUCAUAUAUCCUGGUUUGGCUCAGCAACAAUGCUACUGUUGCUGCCAAGCUUAUGGAAGCUGAUUUUGAUGACGGCGAAGUGGAUGUUGAUCUAGAAUCUGUAGAUGAAUGAAUAAGUACAAGCUGCCAUGAUUAACAGGAUGACUACCCUAAUCUCUUUGGCUAAAUUCACUACCCUCUGAGUAGAACAGAUCAUUUAACAGUUUGGUGUUAAACCAAUCAGAGAGCAUCAAAGUUUAAAUCAAUGGACAUCACAGAAAAUCAUGGCGAAGCAACAAAGUCAAUGCAGUCGACAAAGCAAUGCGAUUAACUCUGAUUGGGUCGUGUUGAGAAGUUAAUUGAUAAUGGAGAGUAUGAGAGAAAAUUGCUGUUCGUUUUUGUAAAGGGUAAUUUAGGACCAACAUUAUUCCAUUUCUCUGUUGCACAACCAACCAUUUGCAGAUCAUUGUGGUACUUUAAACUUCAGGAAUAGGCUAGUGCAACUGUCACAAUCAUUGUAAGUGACUAUACAAGGUGCGUUUUAUUUCAGCCAUUUCUGAAAUAGGGCUUACAAUAUGGUGCAUACAUCAAUCAAGUUCAAAAUAUUUCAGGUUUAAAGGCUUGAAUCUUGCCAAAUUUUGAAAUGCAGAAUUUGAAUUAUUUCAAAAAAUGCUGUCUCCACGGAAACUGAUCAGGCCAAUAGGGCUGAUUUUAGCAUAUAUCCCAUUUCACAUUUUAAGAAAUGUGUCACCAUAAAGUGUUCCAAUUCAUCAAUCAAUAUUUGCUGCAAUAACUUUUUCUAUUUUUUUUGUUAAAUGUGAUUUUGUGUGACAUGAGUGUAAUGUGAAUCCAUUUAUUCACAUCAGUAUCGGUGUAUGUGAUUGUAGCUUACAUUUAGUAUUCAUUUGAAUCGGUAUAUUAACCAGUUAUUAUACAUUAUAUGUAUUACCCAUAAUAAUAUAGUACUAUGUAGUAGUGUGCAAAAUUGGAUAUUGUGUCAUAAAUUUUCUGCUUAUAAUUAUUACUAAGAAAUACCAGUGUUCCAUAUGUCUACCAUUACAUGCACAUGUGCCCCCCUGGGUAAUACGUGUCCUGCAACCAUAUUAAUUGAUUGAUGGGCGACUCCACACUUAUUACCCAGGGGGCACCUGUGAUUACAUGUUGGGAAUUUGUGCCAUAUAGCAUGAUACAUUUGAGUACUCAAAGGUUCUAUUCCGAACAGCAUAAACAAUUAUCUUACUAGUAUUCCAUAUUGUAACAGUAAUGAGAUAAUAUCUACCUCAGAUCUGCAGUAACACUGAAGAGCAAGUAUAAUUGCAUGUAUUUGCUUUCUUAAGGCACAAACAGGUGUAUUCGUCCGCCGAAAGCAGGACUCCAGACAUCAUCCACUAAGUUCUCUCCUUCUUGGAAGAAGGGGGUACAA